UUGCGUGAUUUGAUUGGUGUUUUGAUUCGUGAUUGCAGAUUAAUAUUUCUCGGUUUCGAGUGAAAACAAUCAGGGUAUAAUUUAAUCUAGUUACUAUUCUAAAAUGCUCAAAGGAAUCAACCGAUCGGUGGUGUUACGAAGAAAAGAUUAUUAUCGGAAGCUGGUCAGCACCUGGUCCCCCUUGACGACGGCGUUCAACACUCGACCCGAGAAGAGAAUCAAUUUCACCAAGAAUGAAGUGGGACUUUUCAACAUACCAGAGCUGACCAGCUUUGAAGGAUUCUACGCUCUCAAGGAGAAGGCUAUCUUCAAAACAGACGAUUUGAUCAAAGAAGCAACUUCUUCCGAGCGAACGCGCAAAAUGGUUACCAUUUUCGACGAACUGUCGGACACCUUAUGUAAAGUAGCAGAUUUGUCGGAAUUUAUCCGACUGGCACACCCACAGGUCAAGUAUAGCCACGCGGCGGAGGAUGCCUGCAUAACUAUCAGUGGGAUCGUAGAAAAAUUAAACACCCACAAGAAGUUGUACAGGGCGCUGAAACAGGUGGUAGAUGGGAACGAUCUGAUGAAGACAACCGACGUGGACAAACAUGUGGCAGAAUUGUUCCUGUUUGAUUUCGAACAGAGUGGUAUUCAUAUGACGGAAAAUGAUCGGAAAAAGGUGGUCUACUUGAAUGAUUGUAUUUUGCAGCUUGGGCAGCGAUUUAUGGCCGGGGCAGUCCACCCACGGACGAUAAAGAAAAGUGUUCUACCGGAGACCAUCAGACCAUUUUUUUCAACUGACGGUGAUAAUAUUUUGGUUUCCGGGUUAUAUGCCGAUUCGGCAAACAACAUGGCUAGAGAAGCUGCCUACAGAUUGUUUCUUUAUCCGGACCAGGAUCAGGAACAGUUGCUAUCAGAACUGCUGAAAGCUAGGCAUGAGCUGGCAACGGUCUGUGGCUUUAAGACGUACGCACACAGAGCAUUAAAAGCUAGCACCGUUGAGACGCCUGAAAUGGUGAACGAGUUCUUGCACACACUCAACGAAAAACUGGCGCCUCGUGCGGAACAGGAUUUUGCCCGGAUGCAACGAAUGAAAAACGCAGAAAGUAGCUUCCAGUCCCCAUUGGCUACGUGGGACACCCCCUAUUUUACUUCUAGUCUGAAGAAACGCUGCCUAGGAACGUCGGCUUCUGAAUUUUCGCCGUAUUUCAGCCUUGGAGCUUGCAUGGAAGGACUCAACCUGCUGAUGAACAGUUUGUACGGAAUCAGUCUAGAAGUAACUGAGAUGGAGCCGGGCGAAUCCUGGUCACAUGACAUCUACAAGCUUGCUGUGACACACGAAUCCGAAGGACUUCUCGGGUACAUUUACUGUGAUCUGUUUGAACGGCAAGGAAAACCCAACCAAGACUGCCAUUUUACCAUCCAGGGAGGUAAGAUAAUGCCGGACGGAAGUUAUCAGAAUCCUAUUGUUGUGGUAAUGCUGAAUUUGCCACAACCGCGUUGGUCCGGACCGACAUUGCUGACACCGUCGAUGGUAGAUAAUCUGUUUCAUGAAAUGGGACAUGCCAUGCACUCGAUGCUUGCCCGAACCGAGUACCAGCAUGUGACCGGAACUCGUUGCAGUACGGACUUCGCCGAAGUACCAUCCGUUCUUAUGGAAUAUUUUGCCAGUGAUCCGCGCGUUUUGAGAACGUUCACAAAACAUUUUCAGACGCAAGAACCUAUGCCGGAGGAUAUGCUUCAGCGUUUGUGUGCCUCGAAGCAUCUAUGUUCCGCUAGUGAGACACAACUGCAGGUUUUCUACUCUGCACUGGAUCAAGUAUAUCACGGAGAUCCCUCCCGGCAUCGCGAAAGCACAACGGAAACAUUGCGAACCGUACAGGAACAAUUCUACGGGUUACCGUACGUUGAAAAUACCGCCUGGCAGUUACGGUUUAGCCACCUAGUGGGCUACGGUGCGAAAUACUAUUCCUAUCUAAUAUCGAGAGCGAUCGCAUCGUGGAUUUGGCAAACGUACUUUGAAAAAGAUCCACUUAGUCGAUCACAGGGAGAAAAAUAUCGUCGGGGAUGUCUCGCCUACGGAGGAGGUAUACCCAGUAGAUUACUGGUGUCCAAUUUCCUGGGAAGGGAAGUGACGCCGAGUAAUUUGACGAAAAGUUUGAUCACCGAGAUUGAUGGUUAUGCCGGGCGGUUGCAAGACUUUGAAAGGGAUAUUUAAGACAGUAAGGAUAACGGAAUCGGGCCUUGGUUGAUGAAAUAAACAGUUGU
Messenger RNA from Topomyia yanbarensis, 2250 nucleotides. Its product is annotated as mitochondrial intermediate peptidase. The coding region runs from base 104 to 2200 and encodes 698 amino acids. Lineage: Eukaryota; Metazoa; Arthropoda; Insecta; Diptera; Culicidae. Gene Ontology annotation, cellular component: mitochondrion. The record is from RefSeq and is a predicted model, not a curated record. Gene Ontology annotation, molecular function: metalloendopeptidase activity. The transcript has 2 exons. Gene Ontology annotation, biological process: peptide metabolic process.